AUGAGCGCCAUGGUCGGCACGCUGCCGGACGCCUUCACCAAGGAGUUCUUGUCUCUGACGGACCACCUCCCUGUGAGCACCGUCCAGGAGGUCUAUCGGACUGUGCAGCGGACGUUUAACCAAGCUCCCAAGGACAUCUUCUGCGAGUUCGACCCAGAACCCCUUGCUUCGGCGUCCAUCGCCCAAGUCCACCGUGCCCGGCUGCGGAGCACUCGGGAGAUUGUGGCCGUGAAGGUGCAGCAUGACGGCGUCGACCGGAUCUUCCUCGAAGACAUCGAGACCCUCACGGCCGUGGCCGAACAGCUCGCGGCCUGGUGGCCGGAUCUGGACUUCCGGAAGUUUGCGGAGGAGUGGCGGGAGUCUCUGCCCCGGGAGCUGGACUUCAUGCACGAGCGCUCCGCGCUGGAGCGCGCGGGCCGGGCCCUUCGCGAGGCCGGCAACUGCUGCAUCGUGCCCAAGGUGCAUCCAAAGCUCUGCGGGCCGCACGUCUUCGUCAUGGAGUUCAUCGAGGCGGGUCCCAUUUUGGACCUUGGCGACCAGGAGUUCUGUGAGAAGAACAAGGUGGACAAGCACAGGGUCCUCACUGAGCUCAUCCACGCCUUUGGAAUCAUGGCCUUUCGAGACGGCAUGUUCCACGCAGACCCCCACGCUGGGAACGUGCGGCUGAAGCUGGAUGCCUCGACGCCCGGCGGGGCCAGGCCCGUUCUCCUUGACUGGGGCCUCAUACGGGAGAUUACGGACGAGGAGCGCUUGGGCCUGGCAAAGGUUUUCCACUCCCUGGCCAACUUCGACAUCGCCGGGCUCUUCGAUGUCCUGGAGUCCUUGGGCUUCAGCCUGAAGUCGGAGCUCGUGAACGACGCCUUCAAGCGCGACCUCAUCGAUAAAGCCCGGGGCGUGGUCAAAGACACCAUCAACAAGCACAAAACGCGUGAGAACGCCAAGGAGCUUGGGCUUAGAUGGGUUGCAAAGCCCUUCCGUCGGAAGUCUUGGUGUGGAAUCUCCACGCUCUAA
Molecule: messenger RNA, 1011 nt
Organism: Symbiodinium natans
Lineage: Eukaryota; Dinophyceae; Suessiales; Symbiodiniaceae
Source: the annotation of a GenBank genome assembly